AUGAAUGCAGAGCCUGCGCGUUCAAUCCCGCAACGUACAGCGGAGGCAGAGCCUUCAGAGAUAUCAACAAUACCAGGAAGUUCUGAGUCACGGGUUAACAAUGCCAAGGAAGGGGUUGAUUCUCUUAUUCAUGAUGUGGAGGGUUGCGGAGAUGAUGACCAGUGCCUUGAUGAUGUCUCUGAAAAUCUGGCAUUCUGCACUCUUGCAUCCUAUGAAGGCUUUAAGCAAGACAACCUCAGUUGGCUCGCUCUCCAAUCUUCAAGUGUAGGGAAAGCGCAGAGAUUGUUGCUGCAAGCUUGCCUGAACCCCAAGUCACGAACAGCUCUUUUUCAUCGUAUUACGCAAGAGUGGGAAGACAUUAAGGAAAGCGAUUGUGGGCAUGGUUACUUGAGGGAAGAUGGGAAGUCUGAUGUUUCGAGAUUUCUGAAAAGUUUGCUUCUCUGGGCAAAAUGGCACCUGGGAUUUUGCGUGAAAUCGGUUUGUCCGGAGCCUGGAAUUCAUAACUGGAAGGAUGUGCAGGUGCGAAUGCACGUGUACAAUAUCAAAUAUGCAAUCUUGGACGAUGCCACUUUUCAUCUCUUUGAACAGUAUCGCGUCCAAAUCAACGUCAUAUUAACUUCUCAUUGGAAAUUUCUCCCACCGGAAGAAAAUAAAGCUCUCAAGUCGGUCAUAUAUGUCCAAAAUAUUCAUUUGCAUGAUCCAUCAUCUCAGCAUCCUAUGGUCAUCCCACUUUUGCCCCGUCUGUUAGUUUUCGCACCAUCUCAUUCCCGACCCGACCCAGCCCAUGACGCAAAUCCUCCUUUAGCUCCUUGUCCGCUUUUGUCGACUACGUACAAAGACUAA
This is a messenger RNA of Histoplasma capsulatum G186AR, 843 nucleotides long. RefSeq lists its product as uncharacterized. Bases 1 to 843 code for a protein of 280 amino acids. The record is from RefSeq and is a predicted model, not a curated record. The transcript is spliced from 7 exons. NCBI's taxonomy places the organism in Eukaryota, Fungi, Ascomycota, Eurotiomycetes, Onygenales, Ajellomycetaceae.